Molecule: messenger RNA, 1569 nt
Organism: Trypanosoma rangeli
Lineage: Eukaryota; Euglenozoa; Kinetoplastea; Trypanosomatida; Trypanosomatidae
Product: putative ABC1 protein
Exons: 1
Coding region: 1-1569 (522 amino acids)
Biological process (GO): ubiquinone biosynthetic process
Molecular function (GO): kinase activity
Source: RefSeq, a predicted model, not a curated record
AUGCUGAGCAGAAGUGGCACCGUACGUUCAUGGUGCACUGUGUCGCGCGGGUUGGCCAAAAUUGUGGCGGCAAUGGCCGGUGGCACCGAAGGCAACACCAUCACUCCCACGAGCGAUAGCUCCAAUGGCGGCAGCAGGACACCCACGCGUGUCACUAGACGAGGACCCAACCCGUCGCCGCCUAAGACGUUGUCGAAAGAUGUGGCUGCUCAUCUGCGUGACGGCAAGGACGCUCUUAAUCGGAAGCAAAAUGUCGUAUAUCGCCCCGUUCCUUCUACGCGCGUCAGCAGAGCUGCUGGGUUUGCGUCGUUAUUUGUGCAGCUUGGCUGGGAUCAUGUCGUCGGCUUCAACGAAGGAGGCAUGUUGGCAAGUCACAGCCACCAACGCAUUGUGGACACGCUGUGUAGGAUGCGUGGUGCCGUAUUGAAGCUUGGGCAGAUGCUUAGCAUCCAGGACGCCGCUACUGUUUCACCACAUGUGGUGCAGAUAUUUGAGAAGGUGCGUGAUAGUGCCUACGCCAUGCCACAAGCGCAACUAAAUCGUACAUUGGCAAAGGAAUACGGAAAUGCUAAUUGGAGAAAGGAUUGCUUUGUGGAGUUUGACGAUGAUCCCAUUGCCGCAGCCAGUAUUGGACAGGUACACCGUGCCACUGUAAAAGGAGACGGCGGCGUAACGACUGAGCCGGUCGCUGUCAAGGUGCAAUACCCUGGCGUUGCAGCCAGUAUUGACUCCGAUAUUGCAAAUCUGAAGACGCUUAUUUCUCUGAAGUUACUUCCUCCAGGAAUGUUUAUGGACAACAUUUUGCAAGAGCUUCGUCAGGAACUCGCUCUGGAGUGUCGAUACACAAUAGAGGCCUCAAAGCAGACGCGGUAUGCUGCUCUAAUCCAGCAAGUUCCAGAACUACGGGAGGUGUUUGUCGUUCCAAAAGUCUACGAGUCUCUCUCGACUGACAAGGUGUUGGUGACGCAACUCGUUUCUGGUGUUCCUAUUGACCGAUUGGCGACCAUUACAGGUAGUCAAGAUCUCAAAAAUUACGUGGCACAACGUAUAUUUUUGCUGACGCUUUCUGAGCUUUUUCACUGGCGUUUUAUGCAGACGGACCCGAAUUACUCUAAUUUUUUGUUUGAUGCAGAGACAAACCGAAUCAAUCUUCUCGACUUCGGUGCAGCUCGUGAGUACAGCGCUGAGUUUGUGCGGGACUACCUGGACGUUGUUGCGGCCGCCGCUGAGCAGGACCGUGACACCAUCAUUGCAAAAAGCAUCAAGCUAGGUUUUCUUACCGGGAAUGAGAUGAAGCUCAUGUUGGACGCACAUGUCUCAAGCGUGGUGUUGUUGGGCAAACCGUUUCGUCAUCGGGACAAGCCGUUUGACUUUGCGGCAGAAAAUCUUCCUUCACUGAUUCAGGAGCACGUACCAACCAUGAUUAAGCUGCGGCUACGCCCACCCCCAACGCCGGUAUAUUCGCUGCACCGACGGCUCAGUGGGACGAUAUUGCUGGCCACGAAGCUGAAGGCUACUGUCAACACGGGAGAACUGUUUUGUAAUAUUUAUGACAGCUAUAGGACAUAA